AUGGCCGCCAAAUUAGCCAAGGAUAUCGCCCUCAAAGGCUCAUCUACUGCCAUGCCAAAGUUGGUCUAUGGCACAGCUUGGAAGAAGGACAGGUCCGCAGACCUCGUCUACUCUGCGAUUAAACACGGCUUCCGUGGAGUUGAUACGGCCGGUCAACCUAAGCAUUACAACGAGAAAGGCGUGGGACAGGGUGUCCAGAGAGCCAUCAAGGACGGUCUUGUUACGCGCGAAGGACUGUUUCUUCAAACAAAGUUCUCACCUCCAGGUAACCAAGACGAGAAUGCGCCUUAUGAUUUCGAUGCGCCGCUGGUCGACAAAGUUCACCAAUCGGUCCGGUCAUCACUGGCAUACUUCACCGUUGAUGGCGAGGAGCCUUACUUUGACAGUGUGCUUUUGCACAGCCCACUGCAAACUAUUGAGGAUACCAUCACGGCAUGGAAGACUCUUGAGACUUACGUGCCACAUAAAAUUCGCAACCUAGGCAUCUCAAACACGACACUCCCCAUUCUCAAAGCGCUUAAUGAUGCAGUCUCUGUCAAACCUAGUGUUGUUCAGAACCGCUUUUAUCCCGACACAAAGUUCGAGAUAGAGCUCAGAGCUUAUUGUCGGCAGCAAGAGAUCGCCUUCCAGUCUUUCUGGACCCUCAGCGCCAAUCCCAAACUCGCUGUAACCAAGCCAGUCAAGACCAUAGCAGAGAAAGUGGGUGUCGAGAAAGUGGCCGCGUAUUAUGCUCUUGUGUUGGGCCUCCAGAGUGUCACGGUUCUCGACGGAACGACGACCGAGAGUCACAUGAAGGAUGAUCUUGAGGGUAUUCAGAAAGUUUCCUCCUGGGCAGAGUCUGACGGCGCGAUCGAGUGGGAAGCGGCUUUGAAAGAGUUCAAGCAAACUAUCGGAGAAGUUUGA
Fusarium sp. VM40 is the source of this 903-nucleotide messenger RNA. Lineage: Eukaryota; Fungi; Ascomycota; Sordariomycetes; Hypocreales; Nectriaceae. The record is from the annotation of a GenBank genome assembly.